Messenger RNA from Pocillopora meandrina, 17870 nucleotides. The record is from the annotation of a GenBank genome assembly. Lineage: Eukaryota; Metazoa; Cnidaria; Anthozoa; Scleractinia; Pocilloporidae.
CUGGGACACCAAGCAAGAUGGCGACCCUGGACGAUGCUAUUUGUAAUGUGCAACAACUUCAAACCAUUUCCCUUCCCGACGAACAGCCACAAAUAGAAGCACCUCCGGCUUCUGUCACUUACAUUUCCAACUUUGAUACCAACUUCGAGGACAGCAAAGCGUUCAUCACAUGUAUCAGCAAGUAUCUGGAAGAGGCGGAUGUACACAAAGGCUUGGUAGGUGUGACUUAUCAUGAUUAGUUGCGCAGACCUUCAUAAGGAAAUAAAUAAUUUAGCCUCCAGUAGCGCUUGAUUCGACAGAAUCUUGCAGUAUCAACGUUUGCCGAGUAUAAUCUCUCUGGAGGGAUAUAGUCGGUAAAUUCUGAGCUCUCGGUCGAUUUUUCAGCACUGGUAAUCACGAUCACUUUAUUUGCUGAGAGUGUGAGUAUAUGUUGAACGAAAUUUUAGGAAGCUUUUUAAAAAAUGCCUAACUACUUGUGAUCAUGCCCAUCAGAAACACUCUGUCUUCUCUUUCAUGAAAGAAAACGAUAUAAAGUUAUCAUCAAACUCGUGCUGUUAUCUUCUCAUGCAUACAUGCACAACUUCGAUAGUUUCACAUCAGCCAUGGAUGAUAACUUUGAAAUAUUUGAUUGUUUUGAACCGAACAGAGUUGCUGAUCCUUGUGAUCUAGAUUACCCUUUUUCUUACAAUCUUAUGGAAAGGCAAUAGAAAUAAGAUUACUGAACGGUUACAUUCGUGAUACGCUGUGUAUGUUUUUAUUCGGUUGAUCAGGGUUCUAACAUACGUACAAUCGAUUAAGUCAAUGAUCGAUGACAAUCGAUGGCACAGUCGAAACUCGAUUAUCCGGAAAUCGAUUAACCGGACUUUUCAAUUAUCUGGACUUUUUCUCUGGUCCCGUUUUUUUCAUGAAUGUUAAUGACCUUAGAUGUUAAAAACUUAAGGAGGUAAAAAAAUUCAGAAAUUAUGUUAAAAGUCAGGACAAUUGCGUUUAAAACAGUGCAUUACACGCUCCGCUUUCGAAAGAUCAAGUGCUCGAAGACAAAAAGAGACAAGAAGUAUUCUAAUGCAUUCAGCUGAAUUUUGAUUUGUUCAGUAUUGUUUUGUUGCUAAGCUGAGCGUGGGUUAUGUAAACACACGAGACGAUCAUAACUCAAAAAGACAACAUGUCCACGAAGCAAAAACGAUCUGUUGAAGCAAACUUUUAGAAUUAAAAAUGUGUUAUCUUUAUUUCUUUUGUUUACAUUGUCUCAUUAAUAUUCAUAUUUUCGAUUAUCCGGACUCUCGAUUAUCCGGACUAUUUACCCUAGUCUCACCGAGUCCGGAUAAUCGAGGUUCAACUGUAGUCAGUGUCAGUGUAAUCAGUUGAUAUUGGUAAUCCAUGGGCAAUAGGUUGCAAAAUUUUUUGUGUUUACUGAUUGUCAUUAAGAUAUAUUCAAUCUGCAUAGUUUUUCUGAUCAUUGAUUUCCACAUAUUGUUCAGUUCUGUGGUCUCCCUAUACUAAAAUAAAUACUGAUAAGCUGGAAAGGGUACAGAGAAGAGCAACUAAAUUUAUCUUAAAGAUUUAUGAUCCCUAUGACAUUUAAAACCUCAUGUCUCUGGAGAAGGGAAGAUUACUGACUGAUGUGACAUUCUUAUAUAAAGUAAAUGCUGGCAACAUAAAUAUUGACGUCAGUAAAAUUUUAGAUUUCCACUCUGAAGCAGACUGCUUUUCACUUAGGUCUAAGGACUUUUUAACUUUAAAGAAGAAAUAUGCCAGAACUAAUGUCUUGAAGUAUAGUUUUUUCCAUCGAAUAAUUGACAUGUGGAAUCAAUUACCUUUCGAUAUUCAUUAUUCUGAUAAUGUAAAUAUUUUUCAGUCUAGAGUUAAGAAAUUUAUUAGUGAUUCUUAAAUAUUUUUUCUUUUCAUAAAUGCAUUUCUUGAAUUUAUUAUCUUCAGUGUAUUUAUAUUAGUCCAUAAGUGAUCUGUUUUUACUCUGUUAAUGUAAAUAUUUUUAAGUCAAGAGUUAAGAAAUUUAUUAGUGAUUCUUAUUAGUAUUUUUCCUUUUCAUAAAUACAUUUCUUGAAUUUAUUAUCCUUAGUGUAUUUAUAUUAGUUCAUAGGUGAUCUGUUUUUAUUUGGGGUUUCGAACUCCUUUGUAGAUUAUCCUUUGGCCUUUUUGACCAUAGACUGUAAUAAAUAAAGAAUAAAAAAAUAGAAGGCCUGGGUUUGAUAAAUUGAAAGUAUGAUAUUGGAGUUUUACUAACUCAAACCCCAGUGGCGUCUGUAAGAUAUUUUGGUCCAGAAUGUGAUUGCUUACUUGAGGUACCCGGACAGUUUGAGCAGAGGAGAAUUCUGUCGGUUAAAGUAAUGCAUGGUGAAAAGACCAAAAUCAACUGCUCCUUAACUGUUUAAAACCAAAGAGUGACUAGCAUCUAAUUUCUCCUUACAAUAUCAUCACUGAAUUAUACAUUAAGGUCAUGAGAAUAAAAGAAAUGAUCACCAACUAAAGAAACUCUUGAUUGUUAAACAAAUUCUCCUUUCCAGCACCUUACUAAAUGUACAGAGAACAGUAUGGAGAAUAUUAAUACUGAUGUUAGGAUGUAAAGGGUUAAUUUGUGUCGAUAAAUGUAAAGGGAGCAAUUCAUGGGUAUACAGUGUAUGGUUUGAAUAACUGAUGGUGGUAGUUACUGAUUUUCUUUUUUGCACAAAAUCUUUGAAUCAUUUUAGUAAUACCCUUCGUGUUAUAUCCUUUAAUUUUUCAAGGCAUUUUCUAUGUGUACAUCUAACUGAAUUAUUUUAUCAAAAUUCUUUUUUAAAUUUAUAUUUUUUCUAUGAAAAGGAGGUAAAUUGAUCAUUUGAUGUGGAAGGCUUGUUUACCUAUAAACUUUAUUCACUUUUGACAGAAUGAAAUGCUUGAAGAGGGUGCACAGUAUGCUGUGAUGUUGUACACUUGGAGGAGUUGUUCACGAGCUGUUCCUUCUGUAAGAUGUUUCUAUUGAGUCUUUCAUAGUAGGUUACCUUGAGCUGUUACAAUGUUGCAAUAUUCUUUGGUCUCUAGGUUAAAAGUGAUGACCAACCAAACAGAAUUGAAAUUUAUGAGAAGACAGUUGAAGUUCUAGAACCUGAGAUACGCAAACUUAAGGGCUUCAUGCACUUUGCUAAAGAUGCCGUUGCUAGAUUCUGCAAGGAGGUGAAGACCCUGAGUCACCCAGAGAGGAGGAAGGAUUUUAUAUCUGAGAGAUAUCUGUUGACCCUUGGAAAAUUUGUCAACAUGUUUGCAGUCCUGGAUGCCUUGAAGAAUAUGAAGGCAUGUCUGAACAAUGACUAUGCAUUUUUUAAAAGGUCAGUAUCGCAAAAUGCUAAUUAUAAUACAAGUGUGAAUGUAUAAUUUUUCCUUAAUUUUUUAUAGGGAGAACAGCUACUCAAGAUUUUGAGCCACUAGCAGAGAUUUUCACCCUUUCCAAAUAAUGUGUUGCUACCAUGACUGUCAUCAUUUUCAACAUGAUGUUAUGAUAACAAUUAUAAUUAGUAUUAUCACUAACAUUGUUAUAACUAUCACUAUUAUUACUAUUAUCUUUAGUAAUAAUAGUAUUAUCUUUAGGCACCAAAAGUCAGUCUAGAAUCUUUGAUUUUGUAUUUUCCUUAUAAACUUCAAUGGUACAGAAAACAGAUGAAACAAUAACAGAAAAAAAAAGAAGAAGAGAAAGCAGAAAAAAAAUGCUACAAACAUGGUCAUCAUGUUGUUUUUGAUGUUCCUUCUACCUUUCUAGAGCUGACACCUUCCUACGUCGAGGAACUGGUGAUGUAUCAAUGAUUGAAGAAUCACAGAAUCUUUCACUGUUUUUGGCUAAUCAACACAAGAUCACACACAUGCUUAAAGAUGACCUGGUGAAAAUUCCAGGAUAUGAAGAUGUUUUGGCUGAUGUGUUGAACCUAUGUGUCAAACUGUACGAAGGCCACAUGUACAUAACACCAAAUGAUAAAUAUGUUCUUUUAAAGGUAAUUUUACCCCUAAAAACGGUGAGAAGCAUCUAAUUUCUCCUUACAAUAUCACUCCUGAAUCAAAUAUCAAGGUUAUGAGAAUAAAGGAACAGAUCACCAUCUAAAGAAGCUCUUGAUUGUCAAACACAUUCUCCUUAUCAGCACCUUAGGAAAUGUAUACAGAAUGGUAUGGAGACUAUGCAUGCUGAUGUUCAGGUGUAGAGGGUUAAUGAUAGCAUGUUCACUGUUCAUGGUCUGGGGUGAUCAAUUGUCUUGUUUUCUUGAGCGAUUCUAAAGAAAGUAUCAUGAAACCAAAGCUAACUCACCAAGCAGUGACCAAGACAUGCUUUCUCAUUACAAUAACAUUACAAUAUCAUGAAAACAAGUGAUGAGGAUAUAAAAAGUUAUCAAUUAGGGGAUUAUCAUUUGAUCCAAUACUUAAUCCCCAGAACUGAUGUUGUAAGCAAUGUGUGGCAGACAGUAAAGAAGAAUUACAGAACAGAUCUUGGGAGUGAAAGGGUUAACUACUUGCAAAAGCAUCUAGAACCACAGAAAUUCUCAAUUUGAGCUUAGCUUAAUGAAAAGUCAUGUUAAAAACAAGCAAAGUUCCUCAGCAUGGGAAAAUGUAAGCGAUGAAGAUUAUGUUUUUUUUUUGGAAGGAAAGUGACCCCAGUUUAAUCAUGGGUUCCUUAACACCCAAUAAUGAAAAGUGCUUUAUCAUAGAAUAAGAAUUCUAAGGUAAAAAUUCCAAGUUAAUCAACAGUUCCAAACAAGUUAAUGACUAGGAGAGUUGUGGAAUUUUUUUGCCUUCUACUUUAUAGGUUAUGGGAUUUAUGAUUUUUCUGAUGGAUGUUAAGGAUGGUAAGGAAGUUAAGGACAAUACUAGUGUGCUAAAGAUGGAUCAGAAGAAAAGGAUCAGCAUCAGUAAGAUCGACAAGAUCUUUAAGGUGAACAGAAUCUCAUAAAUAAUAUAACUUAGCUGGAACCCAAUGGUAACUGUUCAUAGUCUAAUCUGAUUUAUUGGGUGUGGGUAAUUUUCAUGGAACUAUGGUAGGGUGGUCACUGAAGCUCCAGCUGCCAGCAAAACUAUUUGGGAAUGGAUAGAACGAGGCCAUAAUACAAAAAACUGAUCUUAUCUUUACUAAAAAAUACAGUGUUCAAGUAUAUCUUGCAGAAAAAAGCAAUCUUCCUAUUUACACUUCUAUGAUUUUUAAUGAUCUAUUAAUGUUUUAUUUGCAUAUAAAACAUGAAUAAAGGAGGUAAGUUUCUAAUGAAAUUGUCAGUGAUGCUGCUUUGUUGGGGGUUAUUCUGAGAUAAUUUAAUUUUGUUAACUGAUUUGAUAAUGUAAAUUGGCCACCAUAGAGAGUUUCUAAAGCUGACUUUUUGAUGUUAACCCUUUGUCAUAGUGAAGUAGGUGAAGAAAGUGAUUAGCAAAUGAUUGCUAAAUUUUUUUCCUUCCUUGCCAUAGCAAUUUCCAGUGGUACCUCUGUUUGGAGAUGUCCAAGUUGCUCUUGUGACCUACUUGAAAAUGUGCCCAAACUUUGACACAAUGAGAGAGAAAUGGACUUCAGCUGCAGAAGGUGCUGAUGAAAAAGUUGUUGGACAGUACAAUCUCCUUGGAAAUAUGGACAGCAUCAGGGAGGAGCAUGUGAAGUUUAUCAGUGAACUUGCUCGCUAUAAUAAUGAAGUAUGUAUUUAUGAUGAAUUUAAUUUCUUACCAUAGUUUGAUUUUGGAUCACAGUAUUAUCAGGGUUUUGAGUCAGGUUUUGUAAUGUAAUGACCAACCUCCCUCUCCCAACCCUUUUCUUUACAUCCCUUAUAUUCAAGGUGACUGCUGGGUGAUAUGCUAUCGUACAAAUAAUCCAGGGAAUGGAUUCUUGAUUGAAAAAUCCAGGGAAUGGAUUCUGGAUUGAAAAAUCCAGGUUUAGUGUGUGGAUAGGUACAUUGUUUUAUUUUUUGAAUGAGACAAUGUUGUUCUUAUUUAGGAAGAGUAGUUUUUUCAAAGUUAAUUUGCGUCACUGGGAGACAGUCCUGUUUUUGUUUACUUCUUCUUUUUAACUAAAAAGCAACCCCAGUGCUUAUCACCAGGCUUGUUAUAGAGCAUAUUGAUAACUGCUUUGCAGUCAUUUUAAGUAAUACCAUGAGGCACCACUUUGCUUUAUUUUUGUGCAGCACAUUGUUUGUACUAUUUGUUGAUGCCAAGAGGGGUUAUAUUUGCAAGCUGAGACUUCAGCCCAGCCUUCAAAUUUUGGGAUACCUUUAACUUCUUGCUACCUUCAACUUAGGCUAUAUGUGCCUCAUGACAGGUUAUCAGCUGUGAGAAUGUUGUAUAAUUGAGGCUCUGGGUGAUAUUCAGCAAUAUGAUGUUGAAGAUCUUCUUCUAACCUUGUCAAUUAACAAUUACUGCAGAUGAUCACCUCUAGCGCUAAUCCAAGAAGUGAUGCACAGUGCAAGGAGCUGACAAAUCUGGCUCUCAGAGGAUUAAGGUUACUGUCCUCAUGGACUGCCCAAGUGAUGGAACUGGUAGGCUCAUACAUGUGCAUGUGUCAUAGAUGUAACCCUUAAACUUCCCAGAUCUAACUUGAGAUUCUCCUUUCCAGCUACUACACUUUCUAUUGUAACCUACUGUAGAGAUUUUGUACUAUGUCUAGAUAAAACCCUGGCUCUCAUUGAUAAGUUUUUCUAUUUACAUCACCUGUCUGUGGGACAAAUUGUCUUUUUAUGAUAAAAUAAUUUUUAGUUAUGUUUGGUAAUAUUCUUCUGAAAAUCAUGGCCCCAUUUCCUUGUCUCCUGCAGGAUAAGCCUGGAGAUGUUUGGUGAAUAUCCAAUCCUUUUUAUUUUUAUGGACCAAAAUGUUAUUUCUUGUGACAAUUCUAUGACUCAAGGUUGCCAAAUGGUGACUAUGAAAUUAGUUGAGCUUUGAGCACUGGAUAUAGAAAUGAAAGGGAUAAAUUAGAUAAGAGCAAAUCUGUCAAUAAAUGGAUCCAUUAAGGGGCAUUAUUGAAGGCUAUUGUUACUUAGUUACCCCAUGAAAUGAUUCUCAGUAUCUUUCCUUUGAAUGGAGGGGAUUUUAAAUGAACUCAAGUUGAAAGUCAAUGGUGUGUAAUUUAUCGGAAUAAUUAUUUUGGUUUUUGCACAGUACUCUUGGAAACUUCUACAUCCUACAGACAGAUAUGGCAAUCCUCAAUGUCCUGAUAAUGCUGAAGAAUACGAAAGAGUGAGUAAAACUAUUAAUGAUCAGUUAAAUUUGGUUUUCCUGUUUUUAAAGUGCUUGUAAAACAUUUUUUGAUCUCUGAGAAAAGGAAAAGAGGACUUUCAUGUUUAUCUUUAGACAAGGGGUCUCCCACUGGUUAAUGAGUUCCUUUUUAUAUUUCUCCUUCUUGUUGCUGAUAAAUAUGGCGAGUUAUAUUUGUGGCAAGUAAAUUGCAUGGAAAUAUCUUUAGUAUUAGUUUUAACCCUAUUAAAUGAUUCCUAACACAACUUUUUCUUUGUAUUACUUUUAGGCUACAAGGUACAACUACAACAGCGAAGAAAAGUUUUCACUUGUUGAGGUAAACGCCUUUGCGAAACAUGAUUUAAAAGUUACGUUAAAAUUCUGAAAGAAGGAAAAGUAGAAAAAUUGAAUUGGCUUAAAGAGUAGAAUUUUGAUGGAGAAGAGAGAGAGAGAGAGGAAAUGAAAAAUUUGGAACUUAACAAAUACUUUUCUGCUAUUCUGUCAGGUGAUUGCCAUGAUCAAAGGUCUUUAUGGUCAGAUAGUGCGACUUGAACCAAUGUUUUCAGAAGUGAUCAAACACUCCGUACACACAGAAGUGCAGCAGUUUAUUCAGGUGAACCUGCGAGAGCCACUGAGAAAAGCUGUCAAGAGCAAAAAGGCUACUCUUCUGAAAACGUGAGUGUAGAUGUUGAGGACAAUUUAUGGUUGUUGUAUUUUUGUUUCAAACUGUUCUUUGCAUUUGUUUCCAACUCAUUCUCGUCAAUUUAGUUGCGAAUGAAAGAGUUUUAUUGAAAUAAUCGUUAAAUUCUUACAACUUGCAAAACGGUGACAUUGAAAAAUUGAUGCUUCCUUAGCAGAUGUUACAAAAACAAAAACCAAAUUCUCGUGUAGCAGAUGUAUGUAUUUCAAUGUAUUGUUAGUCUCUCUUUUUAGUUAAAUGUCACAUGUCACCCAGCAACAUACAUUUUGUGUUUUCACUUCAGAAUUCUGUUGUCCAUUCGGGAGACCGGGGGAGACUGGGCCGAUGGGCAGCAUGGAAGAGGGGACCCUAUUCUGAAGGGAGAAAAGGACCCUAAAGCAGGGCCCAAUAUUAAGAUACCAGAAAGGGGCGUGGGACCCUCUAGUACACAGGUAACAAUGUGCACUUUUUGAACAGCGUAAGGGCUCCAGUAAUGUAAGAGAUUAAAUUAACGAGCAGGCUAAAAUGAAAACUCGACCACGUAUACAGUUCAACUUGGUUUUCCGUUUAGAUCUGUUUAAAGCUGACUUGGUGGGAAGCACACAGGCAUAGGUUGCCCUUAUUUCUCUUUAUUUUGUGGUAUAGAUGAUUUGUCUUCAUUUUAACGAGUAGAGCGACAAAGUGGUGAGCUUAUACACCAAAAUAAACGGCAGUCUGUAAAAUUUAACUCUGAAUUGGCUCACUUUGCUCAUAAUUUUUAACGUGCUUUUUGACUAAAUGUCACCAAACCAAAACCAAAGUAAUCACUAAAGCAAUCAGAAAAAAGGAAAAUAUUGCGGGAGUCAACGAGAACUCGAAGUUAAAAUGAGAAACUGCCUUAAGCGCGGGAAAACGCGAGUGACCAAGUCGUGAUUGGUUUUAGAUUUGAACCUGACUGGUUGAGAGGGCCGCAGCGCGACUUUUCUUUACGUAACAAAAUAAGCCAAAAACAAAGCACUCCUAGAUUCCUUUCGGAAAAUUGCUCUAAUUCUCCAAGCUUUACCUGUCUUUUGAGAUUUUUUUGGUGACAUUAUAGCAAUUGUUUUUCCUUUUAAUAGUUGUACAUGGUCCGCACCAUGCUGGAAUCCUUAAUUUCUGAGAAAGGAGGCAAAAAGGUCAUGCGCAAAGAACUGGAGAAAGAAUCAGUGGAGCAGAUUGAAGAGUUCUUGAAGAAGUCUUUCUUCUUUGAACAAAUGCUUCGUUUUAAUGAAGUUUUGAGGGAGUGCUGUGACCUUUCUCAACUGUGGUUUAGAGAAUUUUAUCUGGAGUUGACAAUGGGUGCCAGAAUUCAGGUUAGAACUGCUAAAAAACGACUUACCGGCAUUAACCCAUAAACUCGCAUUAGUGAUCAAGAUAGAAUCUUUCCUUACAAUAUAACUACAGUAUAAUGUAGACAAGUGAUGUGAAUAAAGAAAAAUAUCAAUUUGGGGAUCAUUAAAUGAUCCAAUACCAAACUCUCCGAACUAACAUCAUACGAAUUGUAUGGCAGACAGUAAGGAGAUCCACUAAAAUGAGAUCAUAGCAGUGAAAGGGUUGAGGAAAGUGUAAGACUUUUCACAGGACCUUCUCGGUCCGAUGCCCUGUCUUCCGAGUUACACAUGACUCGGUGGCGUGCAUUAACUGUUACUAAAGGGAAGCAGCGCGUGGUCCUACUGUGGCCACAGACUGGAUUUGUUUUGUUGGUUGUCCUGGGUUCGACUACUGCAUCACGCUUGCCCACAGCCUGCGAGAUUUUUUUCCGCCUGUCGGAGUUCACCCCAGCUUUGAUUGAACUUGACCCAUACACAAGCUGCAGUAGUUGUAGCAAAGUGCAUGCACUAUAACCAUGUGUUUUUAUGAUUGCCUUUUCUCCUCAAAUAACAGUAAGCUCUAAGGAUUUAAAAUAUUGGUUACGAGCGUGGAGCAAAGGAAAUUUCUGAGUUUCCCCUUUUCCUUUCCUCUUUUCUUUCUUUCCCUUGUUGCUGUUGUUUUUUAACCUGCUGAUUUUUGGUUUUUUGUUCGUAGUUUCCAAUUGAGAUGUCGAUGCCGUGGAUCUUGACAAAUCACAUUCUAGAGAGCAAAAAUCCAAGCAUGAUGGAGUGAGUAUUUGUAUCAAACAUGGAGAUGAGGUAUUUUUUAAUACCGGCGUGUUAUUGUUGCAGUUUUGUCUCACCAGGCGGUUUGUUUUUGUGUUUAAUUUUAUUGACCAAAGUAUGAUGGCAGAAACAACAUAUGUUAGAAUCCCUAUCGACUAAUGAUAUCUAUCAUUUAAAGGAUCUCCUUAAGUGCGAAUUAAACCUUUAGGAAAUCUGAAAACUAACUCAGCAAUCAGACACACAAAACUAACUUCUAGUUGAAAAGGGGUAGUAGUUAGGGCGUUUUUGCCGCUCAUGUUGUGAAACAAUUGAGUGACCCGAAUUCCACCGAAUUUCCCAUAUUUUGCGAAAAAUGCUAGUUAAAAAUAAUUCGUGGUCAGAGCAUGUCAAAACUUAGAGGCAGUUUCUAAGAACUAGUUAAUAUGAAUACCAAGGAUUUGUAAAAUUAACGCAAAGGAAGUUGUUAAAAACUGACCUCUUUGCUAUUCCGUGGUGUAGGUAUGUGUUGUACCCGCUGGAUCUUUAUAACGACAGCGCUCAUUACGCCAUGACUGUAUUUAAAAAGCAGUAUCUGUACGAUGAAAUUGAGGCAGAGGUGAGCGACGAAGAAAUGUUUUGAAUUUUCAUCUUGAGAGUUGUACGCCUUUUUUGUUCAGUCAGGGAUACUUUUCGUUGGAUUUUUUAUUCAUAUCCUUCGCUCUUCCGACAGGUGAACCUGUGCUUUGACCAGUUUGUGUACAAACUAAGCGAUCAGAUAUUUUCCUACUACAAGGCACAGGCCUGCAGGUAACUGCUGUGUGGUAAUUCUUGUCAGGAUGCAAAUCCUACCCGCAAGAUUAUGCACCCGGUCAAGCAGAGUUUUAAGAAAAUUUUCCACGUUAGGAUAGAUUCACAAUAUCGCAAUAAAGGAAAUAAAUGGAUGCCGGUUUGGAAAAUUAGGUCUUAGAUCUUGAGAGCGAUGGGGUUAACAUCCGGCGUGACAAGUUUUUUUCUUGGGGGUGGGGAACGGGGAGAAUAGGCGUGGGACAGGUUAAAAGUAUCUGCUCCCCUCCCCCUUCCCUUCAUUAUUCAACGAAGUAAAGGUAAACAUCUACCACUUUCGCCAAAACUGAGUUGAAUAUACAAGAAUACUAAAAAAUGAUAAUUUUUUUUUUCAAUAUACCGAAAAAUGGUCAGUAAUUAGGGUCUCGACGCACGAUUUUGUCUCGUCGGCUGCUCACUUCCCAAGUAGCCAAUCAGCGCCUGCGAAAAACACCAUUUACUUGUGUGGUACAUAAUAAAGAGUUACAUGUAUAUUUACAUUGUGAGGAGAAAUUCUGUCCUGGUCACUCAUGGAAGAGUUCAAUCGUGCUUUGUUGUUGUUUCUGUAGUAUGUUACUGGACAAGAAGUUCAAAUCGGAGCUGGUCCGUUUGAAUGCUGAGGCAGCUGCGAAACUGGGGACCCGAUCCAACAGAUAUGAGACUCUUCUUAGACAGAGGCAUGUGCAGGUAAGUAUGGAAUUUUCUUGACUGGGAAAAAUCGUAUCGGUGCAGGAAAAGAAUUACGAAAAUUGAAACCAGAACAAGACACAGAAUAUGAUAACUUUAUUAAUAAGUAGCUUAAAAUUUCAGUCUCACCUAGAUCAUUUGCAACUUAUCCUGGGUUUGGCGUGGGGAGGGGAGGAAGGGAAAAGCCUUGUCUUAUUAUGUUAACUUCCUCAUCCUACGAGCGGAGCCAAUGCUCUCCCCACAAUCAAUGCACUGCCAAAAUUUUGAUGCUGUUCACUCUUUCUUUUCUUUUGGAAGGGGACUGGCGGGGGGAGGGGGGGUUGGGGAGAUGAUGGUGUGGUUGAAUCUGGAGGUGGUGCCAAGACGAUUGUCGGCCAUUUCAUUUAACAGCCUCCUUUUCUCUCAGCUUCUAGGCCGGUCAAUCGACCUGAACAAGCUCAUCACGCAGCGUCUGAACAACGCCAUGAUAAAGUCUUUGGACUGUGCAAUCGCGCGGUUUGAGAGUGGAGAUAUCUGUGGUGUUGUGGUAUGUUUUUUAAAACUCUUCCCUUUCUUGAUAUUGGUUUUAAGUUACAUUGAUGUUCAUAGUGAAAGAUCCACUCUUUUUUGACGUACAAAUAGUUUCUUAGUGACUCGUGUUUUGUAGGACUUGGAGAACCUUAUUGAAGUGAACCGAAUGACGCAUCAGUUGUUGUCCAAGUGCGUAAAGCUGAUUCCGUUUAAGAACAUGUUGGGUGAGGCCAACCAUUCGGUGUCUGCGCCUUAUGGAAGGAUCACCCUUCAUGUGUUCUGGGAACUCAACUUCGAUUUUCUUCCAAACUACUGCUACAACUCGUCCACGAACAGGUGAGGAAAGUUAUUGUGAAUACUCUAAUACAAAAAAAACCCUUACUCAUAUAAACGCCCACCUGUCUAGCUCUCAAUUUAGAGUUUUGAUUAUUUGUUUGAGCAAUUUUCGAUUGAGUUUCGAAAGUAACUGGGGAUGAAAUUGGUUUUUCUUCAUUUUGCUCUGUGAUUGGUCCAGAAGACUCGCGUCACCCUCUCAACCAAUCACAUGCUCACCUAACUAAAACCAGUCACGACUUGGUCUCUUGCUCCUCUUGUUCCGCUUGUUCUAUUUGUUUCGCUUUGCUGGUUACUUUCCUUUCUUCUGACUGACCAUUGUGGGUACUUUAGUUUUGUUUUUAAGACACUCAAUCCAAAAGUGCUCUAUGAACAAGUCACAUAAAUGCUAUAUUCCAUUUCUUCAGAAGUCACCGAGAGUUUUUUCAAUAAAUUACGAUACUUUAUUUUGUUUACAGAUUUGUCCCCACGUCGCUUUCUUUGGUGGAAAAGGUUUCCAGAGAACAAGCUCCAAAACAAGCACAUCAUUACUUCUUUGGCACUAAGGUAAUUUCAAAACUUUCUUCGCAAAAUGUGAUUGUACGGCUGGCCAGUGCUGCUCCUUAACAUUCAUUCGGGCUUCAUCUUCAUUAUUAACCGUGUAACUCUCAUGAGUGAUUAGACAGAGUAUCUUCUUACAAUAUCAAUAUAAUAUAGCGAAAGAUAUCAAUUAGGAGAUUGUUACUUGAUCCAAUGCCAGGUUAUCCAAACUUACACCUCGAGAGUUAUAUAGCAGGCGUUAAAGAAAAUUACUAAAGAGAUCUCGGGAGUUAAUGGGUUAAUUAUCCUGUCAUGACUGAAUUGUUAGUGCUGCUCGAAAUUAACUUCAAUUUGUGUUCUUGUGUUUGUUUAUAUAUUGUUUUCCUUGUAGCUUCAAAACUCAGUGUUCAAUGCCAUUGGAUCACUGUACAGCAACUUUGUCGGAGAUAUUCAUUUUGCUUGCAUGUCUCGCUUGCUUGGUUAUCAAGGAAUUGCUGUAGUGAUCGAGGAACUUCUUAAGAUUAUCAAGAGUGUGGUAAGCUAUUUAAGAACUAUCUUACACAAAAAUGAGUGUCAAAAAUCUUGGUACACACUGGAGUGACCUUAUUUUGAUAGAUGUGGUAACUUAAUCAGUAGUUGUCACGAUCCAUGUAAUCUCGUGCUUCUUCUGCUGACGAAUUCUGUAUUUCUCGCCUUAAACCCGAUUUCCCCUUCUCCUACUUUCCUGAUUUAGCUAAAAAAGAAAAAUCUACGUACAUCCCUGACUCGCAUGGCUGUUAGAGCCGGAACACGAUUUCUGUCAUGUAAAGCGACUAAUAAUAUGCCCCUUCCUCCUGAGCGGAUGCUUGUCCAAUUAAGAUUGUUCCCCCUCUUCCCCUAUGGCACUUCAUGAGUCUUCCGUCGAUGCCGAGUGGGUUGCUCCAAGGACACAACCCAUCGACAUGACAGGGGCUCGAACCCAGGCCUUUGAUCCGGAACACGACACGGUAAACCCGCGUUUUGCCCAUCGUAAAACACCUUUGUAACCUAAAUCAGCUGAGGGCUUGUAAACACAACUUUAGUAAUUUUAACUUUUUGAUCUGUAGCUUCAAGGUCAGCUUCAGCUGUACAUAGCACAGCUCAUCGAAGGGAUGCCAAAGAAAUGUGGCCUUCCUCGCUUUGAGUACGGAUCAACAGGUAAUAUACUUACUCUCAAAGACGGAGGGAAAUCUUGCUGGAGUCGGUAGUUAUUUGUAAUGCGCGCAUGUAUGACUAAACCUUUGGCGGCAAGUGAAAUGAGAGUUUUUGGCAAAUAUUCUAUCCCGAAAGUAAUCUGGGAUUUCAUUGGUUUUACUUUGCUCUGGGGCAACCUCAAUCAAUCAGACCCACAACCAAAGCUAUCCCCAACUUGGCCACUUGCGUAUUUUUUUGUGCACAUUAGGCCAAUUACAUCAAUUUACCCUGGGUCGACAUUUGCUCCAUAAGAUGUUAUCCUUUGUUUUGAUCGUGUGAUCGUGUGAUCGGUCGUUGUCAGUUAUUACUUUAGUUUUGGGCUUCAGACACUGAUCGUAAUAUAAAAGCCUACAUCGCAAACAACUAGUUUGAAAACAGCAUUCAGGCCUGUUAAAGACUUGUAUUAAUAGUACGGUAAUUUCAAGGUAACUCAGACCAAAAUAAAAGGCAUAGCGUUUUGCUCUACUUGUUCUUUUUUUAUAGCAUGGUUCAAUUUUUUCUCUUUCUUCCUUCAAAAGGUGUUCUGGAAUACUAUCAUGCUAGCCUGGAACCGAUCAUGCAGUACCCAUACUUGAGGACAGACGUGUUCCAGGGAUUUAGAGAGAUCGGCAAUGCCAUACUGUUCUGUGUACAACUUGAGGGCUUCCUUGUGAGUAAAGUUUACUUUAGUUCCAAGUAAUCGUUGCGGCCUUGGUAGGUCGUUGGCGAGCUAAUGCUCUUUUGAAUUUUGAGAAGUGAGAACUUCACCAAUGUAAGUAACAUAACUGGCCACAACUUGGAAACUUUGUUCCUUGUAAUUGUUCCUUAAUUUUUUUAAUUUAAUUUUUUAGUCCCAAGAAGAGAUUAUUGAUCUGUUACAUGCAGCUCCAUUCCAAGGAAUUAUCCCCAGGCCUUAUCUGAAAGGUAACUUGAUUGGUGACUAGAAUAUUGAAGCUUAUUAUGAAGUCAGACAGAGUAAACCGAGUGGUUUGGGCACUGGGACUUAUAUUCAAGUAGUGAUCUUGUCUUCGUGUCAGUUCUCUUGUCACUCGCUACAUUUUUUAAUUUUCGGUGAUCGCCUUGAAGUCAGCUCUCUGGCUGCGCUCUGUCACUUAGUGAUUAGUCUGUUACCAUUUAAGAACUGUCACUACUUAAUUUUUAUCGAGAAUAUCCUUUUUUUUCUUUUGUAUUACAGUUGAGAUUCAGUUUGGGUCUAAUGUAGACUAUCAACAGUACCUCUUUUUAAAAAAUCCCGUCUACGUCCGCCUCACCCCAUUUCCUUCUUAUAAACUCGCAACGAAAUGUAACCUCUCCCUUUAAUAUCCAUACAUUAUUCAGCAGACAGGCAAUGAGAAUACUCAAACUUAUCAGGUGGGAGUUGUUAUCUUUAUCUCACACCAAAUCUCGUAACUAGUUCACAAGGAAAUGUGUAGAAGCUGGAGGAGAGAAUAAACUUGGGUACUCACGAAUUCAAGAAAAAACAAGAGAAACAUUUAGGCAGUACAGCAGCACGAAACGGAAGCUGUUCUUUUUUACGUCUGACAGUUUUCCUUUGUUUUCUUUUUGUCAAUGGCAGAGGGUGAAAAACUCCAGGCCAAAAUGGAGAAACUCGAAAAACAGUACAACUCUUUGCAAGUGUUGUCAACCAUCACCAAGCUUGGAACCAAAGAGGUAUAUUCCCGGUCUAGUAUCUUAAGGUCUUGACGAAGCUCGUCACGCAACGCUAUUGCGCCAUUGUGUGACUUGUCACGAACUGUACCUUCAUAUUUGCGUCGUUGACUAGGGAUGGCUGUUCUCUUUGCAGCAAAUAGUCAACGCUAAAGAAGGCGACGUGUUGACGAAAGAAAGACUUUGCUGUGGACUUUCCAUCUUUGAGGUGGUGUUGAAAAGGAUAAAAAAGUUCCUGGUUCAUGAAAUAUGGCAAGAGAUACCACCAUCCAAUGGAGUGAUGAACAUUGACGAGUGUAGAGAGUUUCACCGCCUGUGGAGUGCCAUCCAGUUCAACUACUGCCAGCCGCUGCGGCAAAAUGAACUCACUGUCGAGUAAGUGUUACUUUGUAUUUACAACACUUUCUAUUUGACUCUCUCUCUGUUUGAUAAAAAGCAAUAUACUGUUAAUGGUGACUUCAUUUUUGUGUCUAUCCUCCAAUAGAUCAUCAGCAAUAACCAACCAAAAGACGUGUAUAAUUCAGCUUAUUAUUUAAAGUCUAGUAUUUUGAAUGGUUUGCUUUACGUCAAUUUUUGAUUGGUCUAGAAUACCCCUGCCAGCCUCUCAACCAAUGAAAUGCAAAACUGAAACCAAUCGCGAUUUGGUUACACGCUUUCUUCUAAAGCUCGACUUUGGCUAUUGAUAAAUCUCAUUGCCACUGACAAACCACGGCAAUAUUUCAAACCCUAUCAGCAAUUUGAAGUUGCUAAUAAGAUCAGUCCAUCUGUUCUUAAGCUCACGUUAUCACUCGUAUGAUACUGUGAUAUGAACUAACCUGUUAUGCAAGGCUUUCCUCAUGUUGCUCUCUUCGCUUAUUUCAGGCAGUGCUUUGGUGAAGGCCUCAACUGGGCCGGAUGUACCUUCAUUGCUCUGCUAGGACAAGAAAAUCGUUUUGAAGCGUUGGAUUUCUGUUAUCAUAUCGUCAAAGUUUACGAGGUGGAUUCGCGGGACGAAGUGAUUGGAGGCGUGGUAUGUACCCUGCGCAGAUUCAUUUGGGGCAAAAUUUCUUCAGUUCCUUUGUCAAGGGCGUGGUCGAGAGGAAAGUGCUUCAAAGAGGGUUCUUAUCAAAUUUAAUUUGUGUUUCCUCUCCCCACCCUGGACCGGUCACAUUUAAAUAGAGAGGUAAAGCGCAAAUGUUUUUGAGACGCAGACGGAAGCCUAGUGGAAAGUUUAUUAUUCCUUGUGCUCACCAUAGCUUUUUGGUCAGCACAUUUUGGUUGAAAAUGCUGAACGACGUCGUUCCAGUCGAUUUGUUAGCGUCGAAGAGGCUAGAAUUAGUUCCAUUCAUUUUACUAUUGACAUCCUAGUAUCAGAAACAGACGUGGCUAAGAAGAAUAUUAUCUUACAUUCGUUUCAGGAUCUCAAGCGGCUUGUUAGCCGAGCACGUCACUUCAAAGUACUAAACGACCAGAUAUUCGCGGUACUCAACAAGCACCUCAAGUCCUCAGACGGUCCUGUUGAACAUGUCCGCUGCUUUCAGCCGCCAAUUCAUCAGGCUUUUGUUUCACCGAUAUGAUCUGAAUUUGCUACUGGAUCCAUUUUGAAAUGUUAAGCGAUGUACAACAUUUAAUUAAUGCAGAGAUAAGGUUCAGCUACUGAGAGAGGGAUAUUUUUUCUCCUAUUUUGUAAUUGAAAGUAAGGUUUAGAAAGAAUUUUGAAUUUUCUAACCGCCCUAACUUGCGGCAAUUCGUAAUUUUUCGCGCCCGUACAUGUGGCAGGCAGUUGUCGUCUUCACGUGUGGCAUUGAUGCCUCAAAGAAAUCCUGUACUUUAGCAUAUCGGGGUAUUCCGUGUCCGUGAAGAGGUUACUUUUCAAAGGCUUUCAGUUAGAAGCUUGCGUGAGGACAAUGGGAUAGGACUAAAAAUUUGUACUAGAUCGUGCAUGUUUGUCUACUUGUAUGGUAACCACAAUUUUAAAACCUUUUCCUUUAAGAAAAGUGUCCAUUCAGUGAUGCUUGGUGUAGCGCUAUUAAAGAAGGCAAGUUUCAAAGAAUUUAGCAAUGAAGAGAAAAGAUGCCAUUUUGGUUUUUACUGUUUGGCGUUGUGGACUGCCCAUAAAAAUUAUCUAACGUUGUUAGUAAUAUUGUUGGAAUGUAAAUAAAAUUACAUAGUUUUUUUAUAUAUGCUCUUUAUAAUAAAAACGAGAGAUUAUCAUU